Messenger RNA from Scutellospora calospora, 1090 nucleotides. Lineage: Eukaryota; Fungi; Glomeromycota; Glomeromycetes; Diversisporales; Gigasporaceae. The record is from the annotation of a GenBank genome assembly.
AUGGAAAUCAUCGAGGAAAAUAAUUUCCAAACUAAAGAAAUUCCGGAUUUUUUAAAGCUAAUAAAUGAAUUAAAAAUUAAAGCUAAAGAAAUAAAAGAACAAAUUUGCAUUACAACAAACAAAGUUAAUAAUCAAUCAUUGAAAACCAAUUGCGGCAUAUCUUUACUUGAUAUUAAAUAUCAUACACUCCUUCAAUAUAUUACAAACUUAACAUUUUUAAUUCACUUGAAAUUGGAUGGAAAAUCAAUAUCUAAUCAUCCUGUCAUUUCAAAUCUGGUAGAGUUAAGAAUAAUUUUGGAAAAGAUUAAACCUGUUGAGCAAAAAUUAAAGUAUCAAAUUGAUAAAUUAAUAAGAGCUGCAACAAUUGAAAAUAUUGAAGAGAAAAAUUCUAAUUUAAUAACUAACAAUAUUACAAUAGCUGAUCCUCUAUCAUUUAAGCCAAAUCCACAAGAUUUUGUAUCAAAAGUUGAUGAUAAGAACGAAAAAGAUGAUAAGGUUGAAAUAUAUAAGGCACCAAAGUUAGCUCCUGUACAUUUUGAUGAAGGGAGUAAUUCUGUACGUGAAAAGGAACAAUCACGUCUUAUUGCUAGAGCAUCGAAAUCACGUAUAAUGAAGGAUCUUAUCGCAGAAUAUGACGAUAAACCAGAAGAAAUUGAUGUAACUGGUGGUGUACGCGAAGAACUAAUACAUGAUAAGCGAAUUGAAGAAAAACUUGCUGAACGUAAUCGUUAUGAAGAAGAAAAUUUUAUCAGGUUAUCGAUUCCAAAGAAGGAACUUAAAAAAUUAAGUAGUUCGAAAAAAUUCGAGAAUGAGUUUGAGAAUUUUAAUGAUUUUAACAGUCUAGCGACAAUCCAAGAAGAUGUUGAUUCUUUUGAGGGACAGAAAAUGAAUGUUUUAGCCAGACGUAAUGCUCGUAAAGAAAAAUAUAGAGUAUCAGAUGAUGAGGAUUCUUUAUCUCAAUCUCAUGAACACAUAAGACGUGAUAAACAAGAAACAUUUAACGGCUUAUUAGAUGAUUUUCCACAAAAGAAAAAAAGAAAAAAUAAAUUUCAGAAAGCUAAAAAAAAUUUAAAGUCGCAAAAACGCAGAC